Molecule: messenger RNA, 3261 nt
Organism: Tigriopus californicus
Lineage: Eukaryota; Metazoa; Arthropoda; Copepoda; Harpacticoida; Harpacticidae
Product: zinc finger protein swm-like
Exons: 7
Coding region: 506-3100 (864 amino acids)
Biological process (GO): mRNA processing
Cellular component (GO): nucleus
Molecular function (GO): metal ion binding; RNA binding
Source: RefSeq, a predicted model, not a curated record
CAAUUCACCAGUUCCAUUGGGUCAGAGACCGUCAGAGACUUCAGAGACUGAAAGCGAGCAAAGCCCAAACAGCAGACAGCGUAGUUCCAUUCCAUGAUGCAUGCAGGAGCCAGCCAGCCAGCCAGCCAGCCAGCACUCAACGUUAAGCGUUAAGGAAGCAUUCAUUAAGCACCAAAGCAGAGUGGCAGCCUAGCCCUUGAUUACCUCCUCGAGCCUCCAUUCCUCCAUCCACGCCAUCUACGCCAUCUACGCCAUCUACGCCAUCUACGCCAUCCAUUCAUCCAUUGCCAAGUUAGCCUCGAUCUUCGACGUCUCAGGGCCAUCCUUAUCCUCAUCGUUAUCCACCCGUGGUCUGUUCGUGGCCUACCCCUGCCCGCCAUCUACGUCGCCAUUGCCCGGAUCUGGCCAGCCAUCUGACUCGCCUGGUCUGCCACAGUGGCCUAGAUCGCCUCUGUCCCGUCUUGAUUGGCGCUCGUCGUGCUUGGAUUGGGUGGGACCGGCCAAGAUGCUGAUUGAGAAUCCGGACUUGCUCAAAUCGUGGUUGACCUCUUGUCUGGAUCCAUUAUGCGAUGCGGACCCGGCAGCCUUGGCCAAAUACGUGUUGGCCUUAAUCAAGAAGGACAAACCGGAAAAAGAGCUCCGACAAUCCAUGCAAGCCCAGAUGGAGGUGUUCCUUCAAAAUGAAACGCCCGGAUUCAUCGAUCUUCUGUUUGAGACGGUGGAGAAUGGGCGGUAUCUGCAGCACACGCCUACUACCCCUGAGAAACCCACCCCCAUCGUCAAGUCCGAGUUGCCGGACCCGAAUGAUGAACCGCCCGCCGAUGGCGUGGCGGAUAGCACCACUCCCACGCGUUUACCCGCCUCUGAGGUAACUCAUCCGGAUCAUGAAGCACCCGUUCAAGCCGGCCAGCGCAGUCCUUCCUCCGAAUUCAUGAAAAACCGAAUCCGCGUCCGAAGGCGCUCUUCUCGCUCGCCCGUAUCCGCUCAUCGGCGACGCAACUCGUCGCGGAAUCGCUAUCGCUCUCGUUCAUCGCGCUCCCGAUCCCCGCCGACGUCGGGCCAUUACCGGCCCACUCGAUCUUCGCGAUCCCGGUCGCCGUAUCGCCGUACUAGUCGACCCCACCGUCCCCGCUCCUUCUCACCUCCUAACAAUGCCCCUGAAGACGAAGGACCCUCGCCCUAUCUUCCCAGCACUACUGCCAAGCGUCCGCGUUGUCGGGACUACGACGAGAAGGGUUUCUGUAUGCGAGGUGAUAUGUGCAAGUUCGAUCACGGCAAUGAUGCGGUAGUGCUGGAAGACACCGUCGUGCCCGGCGCCUCAUCGGGAGUACCGGCCUAUCAGCCGUCUAGCGUGACCUCGGUGUACGCCGAGCCGUACGUGCCCACCGGUCAUCCGCCUGUGUCUCUCCCACCUCUCCAUAUUCCGCCACCGGGAUACAACCCCGGUGGUAACGCCCGUAAACGUGGACUAGACGAUCACCAUACGGCUUAUCCGCCCGCCAAACAAAGCGUGCACGACCGCUUGGGCGCAUACAAUCGCGCUCAUCGAGGGGGUCGAGGCUCACGAGGUCGGGGUGGGCGGGGAGGUGGCGUGCACCACGUUGGCAGCGGGGGCAGCGGGUCAACUCAAAUUGCAGUCCGCAAUAUCCCACCCGAGAUGAACAACAUUGCUCAUCUGAACAAUCAUUUUGCUCGUUUCGGCUCGCUGGUCAAUAUUCAGGUGCAAUUUGAGGAUGAUCCGGGCUCUGCUUUGGUAACGUUCUCCAAUCCGGAAGAUGCGGGCACGGCGUACAAUAGUCCUGACGCUGUGCUCUCCAAUCGGUUCAUCAAAAUGCAUUUUUAUUACAACCGCGACGAGGGCCAUAAGUUUGGCGGACAUAAGUCCAAUCCACGACAGGAAGUACAAGUCGAAGAGCCGGAGAAGACACCCGAAGAAAUUGAAGCUCAAGAAAAGCGAAAAGCCGAGGAAAAAGCAGCGGCCAUUGCUGCAGUUAAAAAGAACCAAGAGAUGCUCGAACAAAAGACACGCCUCAAACGAGAGCAAGAGGAAAAGCAAAAAGAGAACUACAAGAAAGUAAUUGAACUUCACAAAAGCAAACAAGACCUCCUUCAAAAACUUAUCAAUGAGCAAAAGAACGUGAUUGAAACCAUAGAGAGCAAGAAAGGCUCUCUCAAGCCUGAAGAGAAGGCCUCCAUGAUGGCUGUUGUGAAACAGUUGAGUGCUUCGAUCGAAAAGGCUCGAGAAGAUGUGAAGCAAAUGAUGCAAGUGGUGUCUCCUCGCAAAGGACCAGGAGAGCUUCAAAAAGCCUUGUUGGAUGCUGAAUUGGAGUUGUUCCAGGCCCAACAAGACGGCUCCGAGUCCGUAGAAUCCAUUCAAAGACGAGUCAAUCAAUUGCGGGUGGAAUCUGCCAAAACUGGAAACCUACCCACUUCUCAUUCUCACAGAGGUGGAAUGCGAGGAGGAUUUCGAGGACGUGUGCGAGGUUACUUUGCGCCGAGAUUUCGAGGAGGUCGAGGUCGAGGUCGUGGAGCUCGUGGUUUCAUGGGGGCUGGGGUAACUACGGUUGAUCGAAGGCCAACCAAGAUUCAAGUCUCGGGUUACGAAAUCGAUGAAAAGGACGUCGCCGUCGACCAUUUCAGGAAAUUUGGCGAAGUGAUUGCAUUGUCUGACGAAGAAGGCGACGAUCACUUCACUGUUCAGUACAAAACUCGACGCGAAGCGGAAAUGGCCUUCAAAAAUGGCAAAUACUUUGGUGACAAAGAGCUGAGUCUCUCAUGGAGUGCUAAUCCCGUUCCUGACGAGCUAAGUUCGGAAGUGGUGUCCAACCAUGAAUCAGUGGUGGAAAGUGAUGCCGCCGACUUGGACCACGAAGAUGGGUAUACGCCGUUGGAUCCUCAUUAUUUGCCGCCAGGAUUGGAUGAUCAUCAAGCCGUCAAAGCCGGUGGAGGAACUCAUCACGGGUCUAAAGACGACGAUGAUUUGGAUGACGCACAGAAGACCGAGUAUACUGCCGAGGAGGCCGACCAAUUGUUGUAUGCCGAGGAAGAGGAAGACGAAGAGGACGAGGAAGCCGAAGAUGACCGAUCGUGGAAGCGAUAAGCAACACUUAAUGGAUGGAUGAUAAAUACACAACACAUCAUCUUGUGGGCUGGAAAUGCAACCGAGGACUUCUUGCUAUCUCAUUUCAUAUUUAAAAUAUUUUGUUCGUACCUAUGUGUGAGAAACAAAAAGAGGCAAAAAAAUACAAACUUCCCGCCCAA